GGCAAAUUUAAAUUUUGACCUCACAAAGUCAGAGGAUCAACAAAGUUUUUACAAUUUGUCCUGAGGGGACCAUGUAUCUCUGUACUGAAUUUAAUGGCAAUCUAUUUAGUAGUUGAAGAUAUUUCAGAACUUGGGAGAUCACCCAAGUCAUUGGAAUUUAUUGUCUGGGAACUAUGAAUGUCCAUACAAAACUUUGUGCCAAUCAAUGUAAGAAAGCUACUUAACUGAAUAAAUUGAAACUUUGGCUCGCUGGUGGUACUAGAGAAAAGGUAAGAGGAUCACCAAAGUCAUUAGGUUUCAUCCUCUGGGCACCGCAAAUUUUAUGGUUAUCCAUUUAGUGGUUGUUGAGAUAUUUCAGUUACACACAUGUUGAUCCUUUUAGACCUAACAUCCUGUUUUAGCUGGAAAUACAAUGACUUAUGAAGCAAAAGUAAAAUUCUGUUUUCUUCAGACAUGAUUGACAAAAACGAACUGCACAGUAUAGGUCACUGCCAUACAUGCUAUCAAGGCUAAUCAUUAACCAGAUGAUUUUUUUUUUUUGUACUUUUCUUGGAGACGGCUCGCUACAGUUUGGGAAGCUGGUGAGAUGCCAGAUGAUGUUUUGACUGUGUGCAGCGAGAAAGCAUCAUUAGCCAGAUCUAUUUGUGCGUGUGAAUCCUAGUGGAAAAUGGUCCCAUCAGGCCAGAUGUCUCUCCUGGGGACUCUCAGGGCAGGACUGCAGCCAGCAGGAGAUCUCAACGCUUGGAUGGAUGAGAGCCACAGGCACACAGAUGGGUCAAGAGUCAAUCCAAGCGAGGCAACAACAGCAGCAGUGGAAGGCACUGAGCCCCCUGUUAGCAUGACUCCUGACAGCAUGAACUCUAACGAGCCGACAACCCAAAGCGACGUGAAGCCUCGGGUGAUGGGUGUGAUCCUGAGCAUCGCCUCCUGCCUCAUCAUCUCCACCAACCUGCUGGUGGCAGCUGCUCUACUUAAGCUACUCCUCAAGAAGAGCAGCCAGAGCUGGUGCUUUGUCCUCAACUUGGCGCUGGCCGAUGCCCUGGGAAAGACCCGCUGUUUGAUGCGAAUGGCCUUUGUGACAUCACCCUGCACAGCAUCCAUCCUGUCCAUGUUUCUGAUCUCACUUGACCGCUACGUUGCCAUCAAGAUGCCCCUGCGGUACUCCCAACUGUCUGGAAAGGGGACAGCAUUCGGGUCCCUUGUGGCUCUAUGGGUCUGCUCCCUCAUUAUGGGAUUCUUGCCAGUCAUGGUGCGCCAGCUGCAGACUGAGAACUACAGUGGCUUAUGUGCCUUCUUCUCCGUCAUUGACCCCGGGGGCAUCAUCAUCUUAUUCAGCAUAUGCUUCUUCCCUGUGCUCUCCGUGUUUGUCUACAUCUACCUGGACAUCCUGAAGAUUGCCUGCAGCCACCAGAAGCAGAUCUGCCAAAUUAGACAAGCAGGCUCCAGGACGGCUGACAACCACAGCCAUCAACAUUACCAGCAUCAUCACCAGAAUCAGCAGCUGAGGAGCCGUUACUGGAGCCAUGUCAAGGCCCUGAGGACAGUGGCCGUGCUUGUGGGCUGCUUCCUGGUCCUCUGGUGUCCCUUCUUUGUGGUAUGCAUUGUGCAGCUUCUGUGUAAAAUCUGCAAACUCAUUGCGGUGUUGGAGAAUUAUCUGUGGCUGCUGGGCCUGUCCAACUCACUGAUCAACCCUCUGGUGUACGCCUUUUGGCAGAGAGAGGUGCGGCUGCAGCUGGUAGCCAUGUUUUCCUGCUGUACAGCCAGGUUCUUGGUUACUGGAUCAUCAGGUGUAACAGAAGUAUGUAACCCGCAGCCACCUGUGCAGACUCAAGCUGGUGUUUCAGUUGGAGAUACCCUGAACCCUUCACUGUUGCCUCCAGUUACUGUUACCUGCAAUCAAGAGGCUCACACUCAGCCACUGUCUGUCACGACCAGCUUAUGAAAGAAAUGAGGAAACCAGAGAAACAGUAGGAACAGACACUUAGAUAGACAAAAGGUAUUAUCAGUUUGAUAUUCUAGAUGUUUUGGUACCGUAGCUGCAGAGUAAUAACCAAGAAACAGACAAACUGAAGAGUAAUUUGUUCCACUCUCCACCCUUCCUCCAUCAUGAGUCUUUCUGAAAAGCUAAAACAUGUUCCUGUCAAAACUUUAACCAAAAUAAAACAGUUAUUUUAUUAACAGUCAGCAAUUACAGCUCCCAUGAGGCUUUGUGCUAUGUGUCUUUUUCCCCUUCAAAGGGUGAAUAUCUCUGUUUGAAAAUUAAAAAAAAAAAAAGUUAUACAUAAGAACUAAUUCUAAAUAAGACCUGAACAGGUGUGUGAAUUAGCUUUAACUUUUGCUUUAAACUGAUUCAUGUAUUUGACUACCUCUUUAUAUAUUUAUUUUUAAAUACUGGAGUUAAGAGUAGAGAGCGUUUUACCUUUACAUCUGCCCAGAGCAGACCUAACUAUCCUGGGACCCGUUUUUAAGAUCUUUUUUGGGAAAGAGGACCUUGAUUGAUGCUCCAGAGAAGCUUAAAGAAUAAAUGUCUGGAUCUAAAAUAAAAAUAUUACUGUUAAACAUAUAACUAGUAUUACUUUCAAUAGUAACAUUACAACAGUACCCUGGGUAUACAUCCUAUAGAUAAUUCUAUCCUUUUCUCACUUCAUCACACAUGCAGCAGAAUCAUUGUGUCCCCUACAGGACUACAUGGACCUCAGUCUGAUUUGAACUGAUUUCUUUAGGCCUGAUACAUGUUGAGCUGCUAAUAAAGUUUUAAAGUCAAAACUUUUCUCCCUUCACUUAAGUUUUUGGCCAAUUGUGUGCUUAGUACUAAUGUAUCUGCAAAAUAUGUUGGUAGUGAAAAUUUUGAUCAAACAUCAUGAGGCUCCUAAGACAAAAACGUGGUUUGUUGCGUCUUCUCGCUGGCAGCACGUCUCUAUGGAUGGCAAGGUUGGUCGAUCUACAGCUUUGGUCCAGACGGAAAUAUCUCAACAACUAUUAGAUAGGUUGAAAUGUUGUGUACUCAUGGUUCCCAGACAAUGAAUUCUGCUGACUUGGUGAUUCACAGUCUUUUCCUCUAGUGCCAACAUGUGGACAUUUGUGGUUUUGAGUGAAAUGUCUCCACAACUAUUAGAUGGAUUGUGCAUAAAUGAAACUUGGUAUUCACAUUUAUGUAUCUAACAUGAUGAUUUGUGCUCACAUUGGUGAUCCUCUCAACAUACGUACUUUGUGUUUCUUGUAAAUUAGCAAAUGAUAGCUUGUUAACAUGCUAAACCAAGAUGGUGUCCAACAUUAUACCUGCUAAACAUGAGCAUGUUAGCACUGUCACAGUGAGCAUGUAAUUAGUUAUGAUAAUGUUGUAUGCACAAAAGUACUUGAUGGGAUCAGGGAAUGUAGCAUUAUUGCUAAAAAUAAGUCAGACAGGACAUGAAAAAUGAAACAAAUAAACAUGUUUUAACCAAACUAGCCUCUAGCGAGCUAGAAAAAUAAUUUCCAAGUUUUGUUAAACAAGAAUCUUCCUUUCAGAACACAUUAGGGAGACUCAUUUAAGUUAUAGCACCACAGGAUAACUUAGGGAUUUGCUCCAUUGUAGUUCCCUGUGAAACCAGAGGGGUCAAAGGUCAGUGGCAGCAGGAGGAAGGAAAGAGUUCAACGGUCCAGUUUCAUAGAUUUUGUCAGCCCAUGAGAGUUCAGGCCUCUCCCGCUGUGGAAUCAGAGGGUGCACGAGGGACUCUUUUGAGCACUUUAUACACACUGUCUGCCGUCCCCAGAGACUUGCAGAAGACACUGCCUGUGUUUAUCCUGAGGGAAAACCCACAUUAAUGGGCUGUAAUGUUGUAAUGUAAACAGGGAUGACAUGAGAGGAAAAGAAAAAAAAAAUUACAAGCGCUGACUGAUGAAACUGACAAGAACAUGUUUAUAUGUAGCCUACCAACAAUCUCUUGUUGUUGUUGUUAGUCCUGCUGUGAUGAUGUGAUGAUGACUUACAAAAAAGUUUUCAUCUGAUUUAAUUAAACUACAAUAA
Molecule: messenger RNA, 4006 nt
Organism: Thunnus maccoyii (southern bluefin tuna)
Lineage: Eukaryota; Metazoa; Chordata; Actinopteri; Scombriformes; Scombridae
Product: glucose-dependent insulinotropic receptor
Exons: 5
Coding region: 668-1942 (424 amino acids)
Biological process (GO): G protein-coupled receptor signaling pathway
Cellular component (GO): membrane
Molecular function (GO): G protein-coupled receptor activity; phosphatidylcholine binding
Source: RefSeq, a predicted model, not a curated record